AUGAGUGUGUCGGUAGAUCAUGCCUCUGAAGACUUUCGUCGUUUGUGCAAUCGAUUGGGAGAGAAUGACGAAGAUCUGGUCAAAGUCAUCGCUGUUUUGAUUCCAGGAAUGCGAGACGACGACUUUUCCCUUCUUGUCCAAAGACUCACCGCCAACACAACAGUUAAAGACGUGUCGAUUUCCUUUAUGACACCCUUGUCCACGGCUCAGUUUCAGGCUCUGGGUAGAGUGUUUAUAAAUAACACACAUACCACGGGUUUCCGACUCAUAUGCAACCCUCGGGUGGAGGCCAUGGAUAUGCGGCCCCUCUGGGAGGGCCUGUUUCAGUCAAAGGUACUCCAACUUCUCUAUCUGAACGGUUUUCAGACGCAACAUAAUGCUAUUGUAACUUUCCUCUCUGGAUGGAAUGGAUUCACUCAGCCGAAUGAUCCUUCUGGAAGAAUCUAUGUAUCAGAUUGUUUCAUUGGAACGCUCGAAACUGACGCCAUUGUAAAAUUGCUCCAAAAUCAGGACAGGCACAAUUUUCGUUUUUACAUCUCAAGGUGCCAAUUUGAUUUGACUGAAAAGAGCACCAAUCUGCGACAACGUAUCGCCAAAGCCUUGGCACACAAUACUUCACUCAAGGUUUUCAGCUUCGAAGGUUCUCUUGAAGACUCAACUUGUGCCCAGGCCUUUGGUAGUGCAAUUGCGGUCAACAAGACUCUUCAUGGUGUUCGCUUUGAGGAUUGUGGUGACCUGGCAGUUCCACUUAUCACUCAGGGCAUUGUUCAGAACCACAGACUCUUUGCUGCCCAAGUCCAAGGCAGCUCCACUCCUCCUUCCGUCCAAAUACAAGAAUAUCAACGACAAAUCAAUCAUUCCAUUGCAAUGAACCGUGCCGGACGAUAUCACAUGUAUGAUCUUGCACGUCAAGGUGGUGAGAUGGAGCUAGAUUCCGCAUGGCUUCGCCAUCUGAUUCGCUGUGGCAACAAAGAACACGCCAUCAUCUAUUCUUGGUUGCGAGACUAUGUUGAUAUCUUUACGCGAUGGGUGCUGCGUGGUACCGGCAUGGCUGGCCAGAAGCGAAAAGCGACUGCCAGCAAUAAGGGAGAUGGUGGAUGCAACAAGAGGGCCAAGACAUGCUAA
Messenger RNA from Seminavis robusta, 1125 nucleotides. NCBI's taxonomy places the organism in Eukaryota, Bacillariophyta, Bacillariophyceae, Naviculales, Naviculaceae. The record is from the annotation of a GenBank genome assembly.